Penicillium salamii is the source of this 402-nucleotide messenger RNA. NCBI's taxonomy places the organism in Eukaryota, Fungi, Ascomycota, Eurotiomycetes, Eurotiales, Aspergillaceae. The record is from the annotation of a GenBank genome assembly.
AUGUCCUCCACUAUCCCUUUAUCAGUAGCCAUCUACGACAAUCCCGGCAUCCUCCACUGGAGCCUCUACAUCGAAGCCGACAACGACGCCGACAAAACAAUCAUCCAAAUCCUCGGUGCGCGCCAGCGAUAUUUUCCUAAUAUAAAAACAUCCGACGCCCGGGAUGUGAGUGACCUAAUCGAGGUUCUGCACCUUUGUCGGAUUGACGCGAGCAAAAUCGAGAGUGCCAAGAAUAUCGCAUACGAUACGCCUAUCCGGAAUGACGUGGCGGACUGGAGUUGCCAGGAUUAUGUCCUUGCUGUCUUGGACAGGCUUGAAGAUGGGUUGGUCAUCGAUGGCCGGGACAGUGAUUAUAUCAGGAAUAAAGCGGUCGUUGCUGCGAAACGGGAGUCCUGGCUGUAA